CUGGCGGCGGCUGGCAGUUUGUGGCGGUCGGCAGCUUGUGCGGGAUGGCGGGGCUGUCCCUCCUCGGGAUGGGGCUGCUGCUGGCGGCGGCUGGCGGGGCCAUCCCUCCGCCGGAGGAGGCUGCCCGCAUGGCGCGCUUCGUGCUGCACAACUGCGACUGGGGCGCGCUGGCCACCCUCUCCACGCAGGAGGGGCUGCGCGGCCGCCCGUUCGCCAACAUCUUCUCCCUCAGCGACGGGCCCCCCGGGCCGUUCGGCGGCAGCGGCGUCCCCUACCUUUACCUCACCGACAUGGAGAUCUCCGUGCAGGACCUGGAGAUCAAUUCAAAUGCCUCCUUAACUGUGUCUCUGGCACAGACUCCUUACUGCAAGAAGCACAGAUAUGAUCCCCAGAAUCCCCUCUGUGCCCACAUAAUCUUCUGUGGGAGUAUUGUAAAGGUGAAUGAUUCAGAAGCUGGCUUAGCGAAAAAAGCAUUAUUCAGUCGCCACCCUGAAAUGGAAAGUUGGCCUAAGGAUCACGAUUGGUUCUUUGCCAAAUUCAAUAUCACUAAUAUUUGGGUCCUGGACUACUUUGGUGGAUUGAAAAUUGUGACACCAGAAGAAUAUUACAGCGUCAAACCUUAGUGGAAGAAGAUCCUUGGUGAUGCUGAUAAACGAAUGAAUUACCUUGGCUGCUUCAUGAAAGGUUUAUUUUUUUCUAUGUAUUGUGGAGCUGAAUUAAUAAUGCAAAAAAUCAAACACCUUGUAAUGUUAAUGAGCUUGUAUAACCCUUCUGAAGCAAACGUAAAUUCUCUCUAACUAGCACAGCUUGAAUCAUGUCAUACUCAAAAACCUUUGUGCAUAAGCCAUAACUAAAUUCUAUUCAUCGAAUGUGAUUAUGGCAAGAAGUCUGCCUGACAGUCUGCAUUCAGAAAUGCUGUGUUUAGAAAGGGACUAAUCCUUCCAUUUCCAGUAAGCCUCCCAAUGCCUUAGUUGAACAAUACCUGUUUGUGACCACUCUCCAAUUUUAUUUCUAAUACCAGUUUAGUUUAGAACUUUAUGGCAAAGUUAAGGGGUGACUCAGCUGUCUGUGCAAUGGAAAGCAUUGCUUGUAUUACAAUGGCAAACGAUGAGUUCCCAAAUUCUGUUAAGAAUUUUCUUUGCACAGUAAUACACUCACUUAUUUGAGCUAUUUUUCUAUUUUGUUACCUAUAUUGAAUGUUAUUGCUAAGCUGGCAGUGGUGUUAUGCCCAGUCUUUAAAAGAAACAGUGUGGUAAAGCCUAAAGUAUCUGACUUUAGUAUAAGAAUAGUGGCUUGUAAAUUGAAUGAGAAUCUUGUAAAGGGAAAAUGUUUUUUGGUUAGGAUUCUGAAACCUUCAGCUUUGUUAGUCUGAUCAAAUGGCAAUGUGUCAGCUUUUAUUACCCUCAGCAGUAGAACUGAGCAGACUUUUGGUUUUGGAAGCCUUACACAGCAAUUUUGAGUUAGAAAGCCAGAAGUGAGAAAGAAGCAAUUCAGUAUGACACAGAUGAUUCAUGAUUUAGAGACAAUGAAAAUUAAUGAAAGGUGUGCAUAAUUAAUUCUCUAAAAUAAGCCACACACACCUACAAAAAAAUAAAUUGACACCUUUUUACAUCCUCCCUCAUCUCCCAUGUGCUAAGUUCACAAAUAUCCAAAAGCAGUUAGGAGCAAUUAAGUUGAUUUUACAAUGAGCAAAUAUUACCUAGUUGACAAGAGUAAAGAAUGUGAGAAUUUGGACUCCUUAGAGGUAGAGCCAUACCUAGAACAGUGGAAUUUGUCAUGUCAAAUCAUCUCUAUAUCUUAGUGUUGUUUUAUCAUUACUAUUCUCAAAUACUGGAAUGAUUUUUGAAAGUAUUUUUGAUAUAACUUAUUAAGUUUUCAUUUCCUGCAAGGGGAAAAAGGUACUUAUUACUGUAUCAAUCCCAUUCUGGUCUACUAUUUGAAAAUUAAUUUAGGAUCAAAAAAAAAACCUUACCAUAUGGAAACAAUUCAUGUUGAACAUGUAGCACUGACAUUAAAUAGGAAAUUGAAAAAUAUUUUUAUAUAAGGUGUAACAAUUGUGGAAACUCAAAUGAUCCUCUGAUACAGACUUAAUCCUUACCAUGGGGACACCUGAAUGCAGUACAUGUCAUUUUGUAACUUUUGAUGUAUGAGAUUGAUGAUGUUGGGCUUUUGUCAAAAUUAAAAUGUUUUUUGACAA
Messenger RNA from Tyto alba (common barn owl), 2197 nucleotides. It is a transcript of the gene CREG1, whose product is annotated as cellular repressor of E1A stimulated genes 1. The transcript is spliced from 4 exons. The record is from RefSeq and is a predicted model, not a curated record. NCBI's taxonomy places the organism in Eukaryota, Metazoa, Chordata, Aves, Strigiformes, Tytonidae. The coding region runs from base 45 to 623 and encodes 192 amino acids.